CUCUCAAAGUGCUGGGAUUACAGGUGAUAUGGAAGAUGGGGACGAAUAUGAUGACCCUUUUGCUGGGCCUCCAGACACUAUUUCAUUAGCUUCAGAACGAUAUGAUAAAGAUGAUGAAGCCCCCUCUGAUGGAGCCCAGUUUCCUCCAAUUGCAGCACAGGACCUUCCUUUUGUUCUAAAGGCUGGCUACCUUGAAAAACGCAGAAAAGAUCACAGCUUUCUGGGAUUUGAAUGGCAGAAACGGUGGUGUGCUCUCAGUAAAACAGUAUUCUAUUAUUAUGGAAGUGAUAAAGACAAACAACAGAAAGGUGAAUUUGCAAUAGAUGGCUACAGUGUCAGAAUGAAUAACACUCUAAGAAAGGAUGGGAAGAAAGAUUGCUGUUUUGAAAUCUCUGCUCCUGAUAAACGUAUAUAUCAGUUUACAGCCACUUCUCCCAAGGAUGCUGAGGAAUGGGUACAGCAGCUGAAAUUUGUAUUGCAAGAUAUGGAGUCUGAUAUUAUUCCUGAGGAUUAUGAUGAGAGAGGAGAAUUAUAUGAUGAUGUUGAUCAUCCUCUACCAAUAAACAAUCCACUAACAAGCAGUCAACCAAUAGAUGAUGAAAUUUAUGAAGAACUUCCAGAAGAAGAAGAAGACAGCAGCGCUCCUGUGAAAGUGGAAGAACAAGGGAAGAUAAGUCAGGACAGCGUUCAUCACACCUCAGGGGAUAAGAGCACUGAUUAUGCUAAUUUUUACCAGGGUUUGUGGGAUUGUACUGGAGCUUUUUCUGAUGAGUUGUCAUUUAAGCGUGGUGAUGUGAUUUACAUUCUUAGCAAGGAAUACAAUAGAUAUGGCUGGUGGGUAGGAGAAAUGAAGGGAGUCAUUGGCUUGGUGCCUAAAGCCUACAUAAUGGAGAUGUAUGAUAUUUGAGAGUCCUGGGCAUACAACAAAUGCUUGUUGACCACUGAUGAUGCCACCAUUUCUAUAAAAUAAUCUGAAGCAUGUGAAAAGAAUCAUCCAAUAACUGACAAUUGGAAACUGAUUUUGGCUGAUUUAGUCAGUAAAGCAUACCAAAUGAUCAUAUCAGAUCCAAAGCAGCUGAUCUACAAUGGAGACCAAACUUUUAUGCAGGAACACUUGACCUUCCAGUCCAGAUGAAAAUAGGGAGUCAAUCAAAGCAGCAGAGUCCAGAGAGGACACCAGGCCAAAGUGACCCUUCCAAGGACCUUUUCCUAUCCUCUCUACCUCCUUCACUGUGAAGCCCACUAAACUGACCAGCCAGGGGAACCUUGAAGAGGACUGUAAAUCCAGCUGCUUCUGUCUCAAAUAGUUGUUUUUUCGGGGAUGGUUUUAAAUGAUAGGUUUUAAAAAAUGGUUUAAAGGAUUAUUAACAGACUGUACAGUCAAUAAACUUCAUUGUCAAACGUGUAUAAUUUUGUGACUGAGUGAUGGCAAUGUCUGACAUGACUUACUUGUUGAGAUAUGAAUUUGUUUAAGAAGAAAUUUUUAAUUGGAAUAUCUGAUACAUAAGUACAAGGUCUUAUUCCUUGGACACUCAAGUAAUACCUUGUACUGGGCCUCAUAAAGACUUUUAUUGUGUUUUUUGAAGACUUUUUAAACAUUUUUGUACUUCAGUGAUUGGAGGCCGUCUCCUCCUCCUCCUCCAGUACCCUAUAGUACUGUCUUACAGCCCAAGAGAAAGGGGUGUGCCAAAGUUCCAUUUGCAAGGGGUAUUUCAUUCUGUAGAGUUCUUUGAAAUGUUUCCAUGCCUACUACUCAGAACAUCAUACUUCUGAAGGACAAGGAGAGAAUAACUGCACUGUCCUAAUCUCCAGCUGCUCACCAAGUAGAUCUCAGUGGUGUAAAAUAACCUGUCCCAUCUGGGGUACGCUACUAACUCCUAAGUCAAGCACUGGUGGUCUGUAAAGUCUCUAUGCUCCCUGCUUUCAUCUCCUUGCGCCACUUUCCUCCUCCUCGCCCCCCCUUCCCCUCCUCCCCCUCCCUCCUCCUCCUCCUCCAGGUUUUCCAAGGAUCCUGAGUCAUAUGAGUCAUAAGCUGUUAGGAUUCUUAUCGCUCUACAGAGUUCAUAAUGUCAGGUGUGCCCUCUGCUUUCUGGGAACCCAGCAAAAACAAGGUGUGUAACUGUGUUUAUCCUGUUAUAAGCAUCCUGAAUUGAAAACUGAAAUGGAACAAUCUUGUGAGUGUGUGUUAUCUCUCUGUUGCUUUGCUCCAGUUGGUCAGCAUAUUUGCUUUAUUCUUUAUUAUUAUCUCAGGGCUUGCUAUUUUUCUUCCUCUCUAAUUAAGUGAUUCCAUUUUGAAUAAAUUACAUUUAAGUGCCAUCCUGUGCAAGGGAUAUUUCAAACAGAAUUUGACAUAGUCUUCCCCAAGUAGAUUCAUGGUCUAAAUAAGACAGACAGGAUGUAAACACAGGGAAGGAUAAGGACAGCCCCACAUAACCUUACCUUGGUACAGUUAUUAGCAGGUUAAGCCACUAGCAGUGUCCUAAGACAUAAAAGGUUCUCUGAUUUUGUAACAUCUGAACCUUAGGGAUUAACUAGGAAACAAACUGGGAAUCUUUUCUCGUGUAUAUAUUUUUAAAAUAAACAGGGAGGGAAUGCAGUUUCAGUACAGUUUCAGUACUGUUUCAGAUGAGAUAUUUAUUUUUUGUAAAAAUUCCAAAAUGCUUGUAGCUAUUGAAUUAAGUGUGAGGGGAAGCAAAGAGCUGUGUAUAUGAAUAAUGUGAACAUCUUUUACAGAGUUGCUACCAGUUACGGUAACAUAACUCUGGAAGCUGAGAGUGACCUCUACCCCUUUAGGAAUAAGGACUCUUUUCCUUAAGUGGGGACAGAGUUGUAACCAGCAGUAUUCUCCUGAAGGUGAGCGGAAGUAAGAACAUUGGAACUGGAGUCAACCAAAAUUCUAGUUUCACUCUCUAGUGCCUUGUGCCCUAGAGCAGGUUUCCUUGCCUGCAGAAUACCAGUGGUGCCUGUUCUCCCUGCUUCACAGGAUUGUUGUUAGGCUCAAGUGAAAUUAUGUUUAGAAGUGACCCAGGAUAUCAACAAUAGUGUCAAACAUGGCUUUCCUGCAUUUAAAGAUAUGACAACUGAAAUGAAACAAUGAUCGAAUAAUUUCUCCACACCAAAAGCAAGCAAGGGAAAAAAAUUUUAACACUCAGCAUUGGCUGUAAUACUACUUGAAAUCAUAUUAAAUCUGGAUAUUAUUAUUUUAUAACGAAAAUUGACCUAUUAUCCUAGAGGAGUUUGGGAUUCGAUUCUUCUUUAAUUUUCAAUGCAUUUUAAACUAAGUCACUGGCUUCCAAGCUAUGGUCGAUUUCUGUUAAUGGUAAUUUUAAUCACAGAGAUGUUACUUCUGUCUAUAAAGUUUCUAAAUGAACUUUUCUCACCAUAUUUAAAACCACCAAUCUGCUUUAGGUAUAUGUUGUUUGUAGCUGGUUAGAUUUAGCAGAGAAUUAAUUUUUUUUAACUGAAAUCCUAAGGAAAAUUUUUGUACUGAUUUCCUUUGCCCAUUAUCUAAUUCUUUUAUUAACUGUUUCUUCCAGAUGGGUAUCUAUGAAUGUCUGAGUGUGAAUACACACUUUCUAGUUAAACAUUUUAUUCAGAUGCAUAUCUAAGAGUGACACAAUUUUAUUUUCUCUAAUUAGCCUUGUAAGAUAGCACUAAUCUUGGUUUGUAGUUUGUGAAAAUAUGGGGCUAGAAAUAAGGGCAAACCAGAACCUCAUUACAAGUAACCCUAAUGCUUUAAUGUUAUAACUUUAGGCAAAGCUAAUAAAAGAUGCAAAGGACUCUUAAAUAAUUUAAAUUAUCUAAAAAAUUGAGCAUAUUCCUUCAAAUAAUAAUGGCUUUCAUGAUCUGAUUUUUUAAAAAUUCAUUUCUCAUGUCUUGAAUUACUCAGAAGAUAUCAAAGUAAGUUUCAGUUUAUUUAAGAUUAUUAAAUAUAUUUAUUAUCAUGCAGAGACACUGAAGAUUCCCUUUUCUAGCAUAGCAAUUGUAAUCUUUAGUGUGAUGUGGUACAUAAUUCUGAUAACAUAUCUGAUGUCAUGAUUGUAAAGUUAAUUCAUAGCACUUCUCUUUAAAAUGGUACUUUGUGAUGUGAUUCCUUGAUUAUUUUGAACCAUUAAUCAAUUCUAUCAGCUUGAAAAAUAGAUAUAUUGUGUACCUGUUAUUACUGCUUUCUGAAAUCAAAGCUUCUCUUAUUAUCUUAACCUUACCAAUUUAAACUAGGAAACUAUUACUUUUAUAAUGUAUUUAUAUUAUCAUUACAUAAUCUUUGAUAAAGGAAAACAGUGAAUCUAUCCUAAAUUGUGGCAACUGUGUUAAAGAUAAGUCUGUUUUCUAAACUUUUCCUAAAUGAUUAUAGUAGAGAAUUUCAAUUUAUAAGCAUACCAUCCUUUGCUCCUCCUAAAGCUGUGGUUUAUAGCAAUGAAUACUCUAUAUUGAUUACUGUUUAAUUCUAAUGGACACACUGAGGCUGGAAACACAGCUUAGCAUUUAGUGCCUUAAUUUUUAAAGUUUUAAAAUUUUAAAAAUUGACAUAAUUGCCUGAGUGUUCUAUUAUUGGACCCAUUUCAUGCUAUAAGAUUAUUCUCAUUUCACAUCUUUCCUAAAGAUUAUUUUGUUCACAAUGUAUUUUUUCUGACACUUCAUUGCUAUUUUUGCAUAACUGAAAAUCUGUCAUUUUCAUUUUAGCUCAGUUUGGAAACAUGAAAACCAUAUCAAAGCAAUAUAUUAAGAUUAGUUAGAAACACACAGAGAAAUGAAAGUGAGCCAUGUAGAUAUUUUAAAUUUAGUCAAAUUAUUCAAGUGUGCAAUUUUAAUCCAUUAAUCUGGUUUGAGGCUGCUUAAGAGAAAUAUUUCUCCUGAAUUUUUUCUCUUAAGCAAAAAGAGCAUGUUGAGAAGAGAAGCAUCUCAUCUAAAACAAUUACCAUGGGGUUUUUUGUUUUUUGAAGCAAAAGAUAAAGCAAGAGCCGACCUAAUAUUCUGCCAUAAUUUAUUCUUAGUUAAAAACAGAUUACCAUUUACACACUAGGUAUUAAAAGCUAGUUAUAGUGAUUAAAGGUUGUCUUUCUAAUGCUGUGUAUUAAGAUAUCCAAUACAAAAUUUAUUUUCAAGCUAU
Molecule: messenger RNA, 5110 nt
Organism: Callithrix jacchus (white-tufted-ear marmoset)
Lineage: Eukaryota; Metazoa; Chordata; Mammalia; Primates; Cebidae
Gene: SKAP2
Product: src kinase associated phosphoprotein 2
Cellular component (GO): plasma membrane; cytoplasm
Molecular function (GO): protein binding
Source: RefSeq, a predicted model, not a curated record